CCAAGCCUGGAAGUUGUUUCUUGGCGUCAGACUCUGCCUCUGGGCCGCCUGUUCCGUCCCAGAGACACGGUACCAGAAUAUUUAAAUCACUGUGGCGUUAAAUACGUUUUAAUAUCUGAUAGGGCCAGUUUCUGCGCAUUGCACUUUUUUUUCCUUUCAGGAACGUGUUCGGGCCCGCGGCAGGGGGCGGGGUCGCGCCUCCGCCUCGGCUCUGGUUCCAGCCGAGCCUCACCGGCGCCGAGAUGGAAAUCCCGAGGCUGCUCCCGGCUCGCGGGACACCACAGGGCGGCGGCGGCGGCGGCGGCGGCUGCUGCCCCGCGGGCGGCGGCGGGGUCCACCGAGCCCCGGACUCUCUGGCUUGUCAGGUCCCCACGCGCCGCCUCCUACUGCUCCGGGGGGCCCAAGAUGGCGGGCCGGGGCCGCGGAGCGCAGAGGCCCAGAGGGCCUCACGGGGCCUGGGCCCGAGCCCCAGCACGAACCGGUUGGCGCCGAGGCCGGAUCACCCGAGCCGCGGCGGCGGCGGCGGCGGCGGCGGCGGCGGCGGCGGCGACGACUUCUUCCUGUUGCUGCUUGACCCGGUGGGUGGCGAUGUAGAAACAGUGGGCGCGGAGCAGGCCCGAGGGCCGGGGUGGAGGGAGGAGGCCGAGGCCGGCCCGGGGCCCGAGCGGCGCGAGAGCGGCGCGAACCCCGCGGCGGCCCGAGCCGGGCCCCGCUGCCUGCCGGCCGCCCCGGCUGCGUCCCCGCUGCCGGCGGCCGGCCCGGGCCCCGCGGCGGCCUUCGCGGGCACCAUCACUAUCCACAACCAGGACUUGCUGCUGCGCUUCGAGAACGGCGUCCUCACCCUGACCACGCCCCCGCUGCCCGCCUGGGAGCCGCCGGGUCGCGCCUUCCCGCAGCCGCAGCCGCAGCCGGGGGCCCUGAGCGGCCCGCAGGCCGGGUUUCCGCCCGCCGCCGCGGCGCAGCUGGGCGACUGCCCCGAGCUGCCCCCGGACCUCCUGCUGGCGGAGCCGGCGGAACCCGCGCCCGCGCCGGCGCCUCCGGAGGAGGAGGCCGAGGCCCCGGCCGCCGCCCAGAGCCCCCGCGGCGGGCCUCUGGUCCCGGGCCCGGGCGUGGUGCUGUACCUGUGCCCGGAGGCGCAGUGCGGGCAGACCUUCGCCAAGAAGCACCAGCUGAAGGUGCACCUGCUGACACACAGCAGCAGCCAGGGCCAGCGGCCCUUCAAGUGCCCCCUGAGCGGCUGCGGCUGGACCUUCACCACGUCCUACAAGCUCAAGAGGCACCUGCAGUCGCACGACAAGCUGCGGCCAUUUGGCUGCCCGGUGGAGGGCUGUGGCAAGAGCUUCACCACCGUGUACAACCUCAAGGCGCACAUGAAGGGGCACGAGCAGGAGAACUCCUUCAAGUGCGAGGUGUGUGAGGAGAGCUUCCCCACGCAGGCCAAGCUCAGCACCCACCAGCGCAGCCACUUCGAGCCCGAGAGGCCUUACCAGUGCGCGUUCUCUGGCUGCAAGAAGACGUUCAUUACUGUGAGUGCCCUGUUUUCUCAUAACCGCGCCCAUUUCAGGGAACAGGAACUCUUUGCCUGCUCUUUCCCGGGCUGCAGCAAGCAGUACGACAAGGCUUGCAGGCUCAAGAUCCACCUGCGGAGCCACACGGGAGAGAGACCCUUCCUCUGUGACUUCGAUGGCUGUGGCUGGAACUUCACCAGCAUGUCCAAACUCCUACGACACAAGAGGAAGCACGACGACGACCGCAGGUUCACCUGUCCCGUAGAGGGCUGCGGGAAGUCCUUUACCAGGGCCGAGCACCUGAAAGGCCACAGCAUAACCCACCUGGGCACGAAGCCUUUCGUGUGCCCCGUGGAAGGCUGCUGUGCCAGGUUCUCCGCCCGGAGCAGUCUCUACAUCCACUCCAAGAAGCACUUGCAGGACGUGGGCACCUGGAAAAACCGUUGCCCUGUCUCCACCUGUAACAAACUCUUCACAUCCAAGCACAGCAUGAAGACCCACAUGGCCAAAAGGCACAACCUCAGCCAGGACCUCUUGGCCCAGCUGGAAGCUGCGAACUCCCUUACACCCAGCAGUGAGCUCACCAGCCAGGGCCAGAACGACCUCAGUGGUGCAGAGCUAGUGUCCCUGUUCUCCGAUGUCCCUGGCCACAGUUCUGCUGCGGUGCUGGACACGGCCUUGGUCAAUUCUGGGAUCUUGACGAUUGACGUGGCCUCUGUGAACUCGACUCUCGCAGGCAGUCUCCCUGCUGACAGCAGUAACCAUUCCUUAGGGCCGGCGGUGGAACCCCGGGCCCUCAGGGCCCCCAGUGACCUUCCCCAGAGUCUGGACACCUCACUCUUCUUCGGAACCUCGGUGGCUGGCUAUCAGCAGAGCCCCUUGGACAUGGACGACGCCUCCGGUGGGAACGUGGGCCUCUUUGGCUCCUUGGCUCCGAAAAACGCCAGCCUGGAACCCCAGGCUUUGACACCCAGCAAUAAGUUAACUGUGGACACCGAAGCUCUGACUCCCUCCAGCACCCUUUGUGAAAACAGUGUCUCGGAACUACUGACCCCUGCCAAAGCCGAUUGGAACGUGCAUCCCGAGUCGGACUUCUUUGGGCACGAGGAAGAAACCCAGUUUGGAUUCUCCAACCCAACAGGAAGCCAGGGUUCUCAGAAAGAAACAGAUCUUAUCACGGUGGCUGGCACCCCGUUUUUGGUAUGAGCCGACUCUGCCCGGGCCCUGACGUGUGGCUCGCUUUGAUUACACUCAAAUCUGAGGAUGUUCUGGACAGAGUGCUCACUUACUUACCUGGGGUCCUUUCUUGCUGCUUUGCAAAGGAGCACAUCUGUGGACUACAGAUUGAGAGAUUGAAAUUCUCAUCCCGAGUCUGGAACUGAUGAGUUCUGUCCCUUAACCUAGCUGAGCCUUAAUUCAUUAUUUAUAAAACUAGGUGUUUUUUCUAGAUUGUUUCUAUUUCCUUUUAAGCUGUUAUUUCCAUUCUUUGUACUCCUUUCGUGUAAUUUUUUAGAGUAUUUUAUAAUGGUUACAUAUAAUUGUAAUGUAAUGAAAAGGGCUAUGAUCCCUUUGAACAUUAAAUGAUCAGUGAUAGAUGAACUGGUGUUUUUAACUUUUAAUAUGGAUCUUACCUCAUGUCUACAAUAUCCAUAAUAUCAGUUCAGUGCAAAAAUUGGGAAUAUUAUUUGGUUGUUUGAUAUUUUGUCUUCUUAUGGUGUCUUUCUAUAGGAAGUUUUAUUUUUGUGUUGAAAAAGUCAGGGUUUUGAUAUAUUGCAAGCAUAUUCUAAAAUAUUGCCUCUUACAUUUGAACAAGUGGCCUUAUAUUAGUCAUUCAGUCUUGCUAAGCCUUACUUUCCUAGCUUUACAAUGGUCACAGAAAUCCUCGUUGUUCGAAAUCAUUUUGAUUUUUUCAUGCUUGGGAUUGUUACUGAAGGAAAAAAUACAUGUUUUGGCUUCUGUGAAUCUUUAGUUUUCUUGUCUCCCUAUUUCCCCUCUUAAACAGAAGUUAGCAACAAAAGUUAGCAAAUAUUUAUUUUGUAGUUUUGCAACCAGUAAAAGUUUAUGAGCAUUAAGCAUACAUGGGGAUUGGUUCCUUCCACAGAUUGAGGAGGACUUUCUCUACAGAGUUCUUAUUUGACAUUUGUCACAGUUCCAUUUGUUCAGUGUUUACUGGUGUCUGUUCAGAAUCAAAGCCAGCUCUUGGCCUGAAUCUACUAGUUCAAUAAAAUUUGGGAAUGAACCAGAAGAAAAUGUUUAUUUCUCUGUCCUGGGGCCCUCAUUCCUAACCCUCUCUUGAAUGAGAAGCUUUCUGUGCAUUUUGAAAUACUGUCAUUUUUAACAUGAAUGUAGAAUUUUAUGAUUUAUAUAGAAAUUUCAUAUCUAAUAUAUUUGAUCAUCAUAAUCCUAAUGAGAAAGUGUGAACUUCAACUGAUAUCAAUUUCUUGACCUAUGACAAAUGGCAUUCACUUUGUAAAUAUUAUUUGUGGUUCAAAUCAAAAAGGAACUAUUUCUACCUCUCCCAUUCUGCUGUUCUGAAUUCUGUGACCUUUGUUUAUGAGCAUGUCUUUUGUUCCUCCUAAGCAUAUACUUGUUCCUUUAUGCUGUUCUGUUGUGGCCCAAACCCUCCCCCCAUUACUGUAGUCCUUGGUAUAUGCCAUGACUCUACCUUUUUUUUUUCUAAUUAGACACUUCUUUUUGGUCACCCUUUUCUCACAUGAUCUAAUUUUAUUCACAAUAAUUACUGCAGUCAUUGUAUACAAUGAGAAGGUAUUUUCUGAAUCCAGAUUACAAGUGUGUUUACAGGAGUCAGAUGAUAAUGGGAUUAUUUGUUUUUCUAUAAAUUCUGAUGACAAGUACCUCUCAAAUUUGUUCACCAUGUUUUCUACUAGCAUAUUGUUGUUCAAUACUCAAAUUCAAUACUGUUUUCAUGAGGAAAAUAGUUUUUAUAGUACCUUGGCAAUAUAUAAUUUGCCACUUUGAAAUGCAUUAUGUACUAUAUUUGUAAUUUUUAAAUUGGUUGAACCUAUUCAGUGAAAAUGCAAAAAGUAGACAUUAAUUUGUAAUUUAAAGAAGUAUUCAGAAUUUUAGUGUUUCCAAGCAACAAGAGUAUUAUUCCCUUAGCACUUUGAAAAUAUUUUAAAACUAUUUUAGAAAUGCAUUUUCAUGAGUUAAAACAUUUCUCAUUUUAGUUUGCAAGGACUGCAAAGGCCUGAGGUAAACACACAUUUCAUAAGCAUUUAUUAAGAUAUGUAACCAUAAAGAUAUUUUAAAAUGUCACUGUUUCUUUUACAUUUCUUCCAAUUAAAGACUAUAACAAAACAUUCUUACCUACAGUCUUGAUGACAAAAGUCAUGUUAUCAUUAUGAUUUCUCUACGAACAUUGUCCUAGCAUGAUGGUGGAAUGACUGUAAUUGCAGUCAGAGAUGUAUUUCUGUUGUUAACAUAAAUUUGACAUUUUAAAAAUGA
Mesocricetus auratus (golden hamster) is the source of this 4973-nucleotide messenger RNA. Its product is annotated as zinc finger X-linked protein ZXDB. Gene Ontology annotation, biological process: regulation of transcription by RNA polymerase II. Gene Ontology annotation, cellular component: nucleus. The record is from RefSeq and is a predicted model, not a curated record. Gene Ontology annotation, molecular function: transcription coregulator activity. Lineage: Eukaryota; Metazoa; Chordata; Mammalia; Rodentia; Cricetidae.